Molecule: messenger RNA, 2689 nt
Organism: Caenorhabditis elegans
Lineage: Eukaryota; Metazoa; Nematoda; Chromadorea; Rhabditida; Rhabditidae
Gene: glna-1
Product: glutaminase
Exons: 12
Coding region: 1-2382 (793 amino acids)
Biological process (GO): L-glutamine metabolic process
Molecular function (GO): glutaminase activity
Source: RefSeq, marked reviewed
AUGAGCACAUCGGUACCGGAAAAGGGUGGAAUCUUUGACGCGCUACGUGUCGACUCCAACGAUCCCAACGAUUCGCUGAGAGAGGAGCUCUGUGUCACGCCGAAGAUUGACGAGAAGAAUCUCGAAUACAUCGGGGAAGUGCUUGAACGAAAGAAGUCCGUGGUACCAUUUCUCACCCAAACCAUCAAUCAGCUGGCUCUGGUUCGAAAUGAGAAAAUGGAACGAGCCGCCGACUUGAUCUGUACCCUAUUCCGCCUUCCACACGGAUCAACUGAUUGCUCAUUCUUCCGACUCAUCAAAGUGCUCCGAUCGUUCGGAAUUUGGGAAAAUGAUCCGAGGCUGAAGCAGAUGUUCGAUCGAAUGAAGAAGCACGAUGAGGAGAAUGAGGAUUCGCGGCAAUGGGCUAUGUCUCAGGAGAAGUUUAAGGAAAUAAUCUUCCCGUGCACAAUUUUGAUCUCGCGUACCCUCCGCAAUCAGCUAAUCAUACCCUCAUGGCUAGAAUUUACUCAACUCAUCGAAACAAUUUUCGAAACGUGCCGAGAGUCGAAAGAAGGUGAGGUCGCUUCCUACAUUCCGCAAUUAGCUCGGCAGAGUCCGCAUCUAUGGGGAAUGUCGAUCUGUACGAUCGAUGGACAACGAUUCUCGUUGGGUGAUUCGAAGAAGAACUUCUGCCUUCAAUCCGUCUCCAAAGCUUUCAACUAUGCAAUUGUUGCGUCGGAAAUCGGAAGUCACGUGCUUCAUCAAUAUGUUGGUCAUGAGCCAAGUGGACGGCUUUUUAAUGAGAUUUGUCUCGAUUCGAAUAACAUGCCGCACAAUCCGCUAAUCAAUGCUGGCGCAAUUGUUGUUACGUCAAUGAUUAAGCCAACACAUUCGAUGGCUGAUCGUUUCGAUUUUAUGCUCAAACAGUACCGGAAACUGGCCGGCGGAGGUCAUGUUGGAUUCGAUAAUGCCACAUUCCUGUCAGAACGUGACACUGCUGACCGAAACUACGCAUUAUCGUAUUACAUGAAAGAGUAUCGAUGCUUUCCGGACGAAUCUCAGGUCUAUGAAAAGGCAAAGGGACUGCGUGAAGAGCUUGAUCUCUACUUCCAACUGUGCUCACUGGAGACCAACUGUGACACGGCUGCAGUCAUGGCCGCUACGUUGGCAAAUGGUGGAAUCUGUCCGUUGACGACCGAGAAGUGUUUGGGAUCCCGUCCGUGUCGUGAUAUUUUGUCGCUGAUGUACUCGUGCGGAAUGUAUGAUUAUUCAGGAAAAUUCGCGUUUCAGGUUGGACUUCCAGCCAAAUCCGGUGUCUCUGGUAUCAUGAUUGUGGUCAUUCCAAAUGUGAUGGGAAUCGCACUCUACUCGCCGCCACUCGACAAAACUGGAAAUUCGUGUCGUGGAGUCGCGUUCUGUCGUCAGCUCAUCGAUAAAUUCAACUUCCAUAAUUAUGAUUCGUUGCUCCAUCCUGAUGAUUCAAGGAAAAUCGACCCUCGUAGAAAGAUUGGACCACGAGAGAAUGAGACUAUUGUGCAGGUUAUGUACGCUGCAAAGAAUGGAGAUUUGGAUUCCCUCCGCCGAAUGUUCAUGCAAGGAGCCGAUCUCAAGACUGCCGAUUAUGAUAAUCGUACGGCGCUCCACGUGGCAGCCGCUGAGGGAAGAAUCAAAGUGUGCAAGUUUUUGAUCAAUAUUGUCGGAAUUCCACAUGACGUUCGCGAUAGAUGGGGCCGCUAUCCACUGGACGAUGCCCGCCAGUUCAAGAAUAAAGAGGUCGCGCUCUACUUGUUCCGUCUCCAAUAUCCAACAAAGAGAAUGCCGGAGAACUGGUUCGAAGUUGGCGGAGAUCUUCUCGUUUCGGAACUUGAACCCGAUAACUCAAGCGUCGAUGACGGAGAAGCCGAGAGCUCUGGAGAGGAUGAGCUUGGAAAUGGAAUAACUGGAAUGUUGACUGACGAUUUGGAGAAACGAGAGUGGGCGCUUCAUGCUAAUGGAAAUAUGGGCGAAAUCAACUACCAGCUUGUCAGAAGGAAAUCAUCAAAAGCUCCACCGACGCCCGACUACAAGCCACCGCAAUUUGGCUACGGUGCUCUUCCAGUUAGCAAGUACCAGCAGCAGCUUCAACUUCAGCAGCAACAGCAGCAAAACGAAAAGAAAGCCAGCCAAGACAAGCAUCGUAACAUCAAUGGGCAUGGACAUAUGAAUGGCAAUGGAACUCACACAAACGGCAAUCAUCAACAUCACCAGCCCCACCAGCUCCCGCAAAACAUUCCACAUCAUAUGCUGCUCAACGGUGCCGCCGGAGGGCUCAAUACGCGGAGGCUCAGCUCGCCGAACGAGCAGGACGAGGAUAAUGUGCGUAGUUCUAGCUCGCAGGAACUGUUGAAGUCUCUUGAUGUUUAGAAUUAAUAAGGAUCAACACAUCGACGUGGAUAGUGUCUAAAUAUAAUACGCAUUUUAUGAUUUUUUUAAAAUUUCUUCAUUCUUUUAUGUUCCCGCUUUAUCAAGAUAUUUGUUACCCGGCUCCCUGUUACCAAAGACUGAGUAUCUUCUGGAUACCACCACACACCCACCCAAUUCUUUAACACCGGUUUCGCAUAAUUUCAGUGAUUUUCUUUUCCCGUUUAGUAGCUCCCAUUCUCUGUAAGAGAUUUUUCUUUUUUUUUCUUCUUUUUGCUAUGAAAAAUAAUAAAUCUUUAUGAUUAGAAUU